UCAGCAACUUAUAGCGGUACUGCGGUGGACAUUCUGACACUGGGGGGAACUGACUUGGUGUCACUGACAUCCCCAGUGACACCAAUACAGUGAUCAGUGCUAAAAAACAGCACACUGACACUGUACUAAUGGCACUGGGCAGGAAAGGGUUAACAUGAAGGGCAAUCAAAGGGUUAACUGUGGGGCUAUGUCAGUAUACUUCAAUGUAAUCAUACUGCUUUGGAUGGCUGUGCUGUGUACAGACAUCCAAACCAGUGUGCCCAAGUUGACAGGGAGGAGAACUGUUAGUAAACAAAACAGUUCUCUUCCCCGUCGGAGAUCCUCAGAAAUC
This is a messenger RNA of Staurois parvus, 331 nucleotides long. Lineage: Eukaryota; Metazoa; Chordata; Amphibia; Anura; Ranidae. The record is from the annotation of a GenBank genome assembly.